Molecule: messenger RNA, 2856 nt
Organism: Malaya genurostris
Lineage: Eukaryota; Metazoa; Arthropoda; Insecta; Diptera; Culicidae
Product: putative mediator of RNA polymerase II transcription subunit 12
Exons: 2
Coding region: 365-2302 (645 amino acids)
Source: RefSeq, a predicted model, not a curated record
CCAGUGAUCAGUCUGGUAACGACAUCCGACGCGAGUAGACGCGACUUUCCGGGAGUUUCGACGGACUUCAGUUUUAUACCAUUGGGUGGUUCAAACGGUUUUGUGUUGUGCUGUGUGCUGGAAUGUGCCUGACCUGACCGGAUUGGUCAUUACUGUCUCGGGAAACGAAAAGGAAAAAAUAAAAUAAAAAGAGCAGUGGAUCUAGUGUGAACAAAAGUGUCAAAGUAGUCAAACGAAGACAGAAUACUUGUGAAAAAAAAAAACAAACGCUCUGCUUUGAAUCGCGUUGCUGUGAUUAGGUGCUGGGUUGCUAGGCUGCGGCUUUGGUCGAAGGUGGCUGAAUAAUAAUCCACAAAGUGUCACAAUGCAGUGGAUGAAAUAUCUCUGUAUUACCGCACUUCUGCUGGCCCUGGUUUCGGCCAGCUCGGACAGUUCCGACGAUUCCAGCGAUUCACAAAGCCGAAAUCCGGACGUGAAACGGAUACGAAUAGAUUCCACGCUACGGAAAGCGUUGCUCCGUGCAUUGCGGCAUCUGAAGGAUCGCCAAGAGGAAGAAAGUGAUCAGCUCAAUGACUCCAAUACGACGGAGGAAAAUUUUUCCACCACCUUGUUGGAUGAAAUACUGGAGGAAAGUACGUACAGUGACCGUGAAACCAACAUCCGGUACCACAGCUAUGAGGCAGCGGAUUCCACAAGCGACAACGGAAGCAACGAGAUUAUAAAAACAAUCAUUAUUAGCAAACCGAAAACUACUCUGAUUCCUCCAAAGGUGGAUCUCCUUCGUUCCGAAUCAGUUCCGGAUCCCAUUAAGGAGCGUGAAAACGAUGUUGAUUCUAACCAAGUAGCUCGUAGUGUGUCGUCCGGAUCGGGUACCAACAACCUGGAUGAGACUAAGGACGAAAAGAGCUCGAUCACGGUCGUUACGCCUAUACCAAGCGUUGUCACUUCGCAGGUUACACCAACGGAAACGGUUUCUACGACGACAACCACAACCACAAAGGCACCAACUCACAAUGCCGAUGGUGAGAAUAUCGAAAAGGUCAAGAGUGAAGAUGUAAAGAUCUACCAAGCUCCACUAGUUGCCGCAUUCACGGUACAGCAAGAUCAGCUAGGAGUUCCACAUAACGUUAUUCCGUUGCUGCAGGUUCCUACGAAGAAAGCCCCCGUCGAUUUCACGGGAGCUACUCCGUCGUUUCCGAAGAUAAUCCCGAUUUCUCAAGCUUCUUCAACCACAAACCAGAAUCAAAACCCGCCCACGGUUCAAACUCCAGUUCCGCUAAAUACGCGUGCUCUUGAGGAAAAAACUCGAUUAUUGGAACAACAAUUGAUCACUCUUCAAAACCAGCAACGCAUUCAGGAACAACUGCUUCGAAAUAAAAUCAUUCAAGAACAGCAACUGAUACUUCAACAGCAGCAACAGUUGCAACAGCAACGAUUCCGAUUGGAAGAAGAAACGCGUAUCCGAUUACAAAAGUUUGAAGAAGAGCAACGUCUUUUCCGACAACAGCAACAGCAACUGCAACAACAACAGUUCAAACUACAACAACAGCAGCAGCAACAACAACCACUGUUCAAACAAUUUCCCGUCCAGCAGCAACCCAACAAUCAACAAUCUCAGCCACUCCAACAACAGCAACCUCAGGCACAAUUCAUCCAAGAACUCCCGCGCACCGGACCGGCUGUACAGUUCAUCCCGAGCGUCUCGCUACCAGGCAAAUCGAUUCCGAUUUCAGUGGAACAGCAGCUUCCUUUCAAAGAAGCGGUUGACUUCCAACCGAGAAACACAUUCGUCGAACAAGUGAAAUCCAUCAGUCCGCCAGUCCAGCAAUUCCCAAUCAUUCCACCGUCUCCGCCUCAGCUUUCGAAGCAACAGCUACUUCCUCUGAAACCGUUCCAAACGUUCAACGUCAAUCCCUUCCCAACUCCACUGAACAGUCAACUUCAGCUUCCGCAGGACCAACAACUACCACAUCUGCAACGCAAUCGGGUCUUCCGACACGAAUCUGGUACCGGAAACUUCGGCUUCAAUUCGCAACCCCAGCAGCAAUCAUCCAACGCUCCUUUCCGUCCGUCGCAACAGCUACCGAUCUUCCAGCAAAACAGUGGUUUCCAGCCACUUCGAAGCGAUAAUCAGCUACAGAACCUGCUCGUCCAAUCCGGUAUCACGUCUCGUUCGGCGGAAGAUUUCAACAUAAUCACCAAGGUCCUAGCUCUGAACCAUGGAAUCCCACAAUCUUCCUCUCAGCUAAUGUUCGCGAAGCUCAGUCCGGAACAACAACAGCAGCUAUUGUUCAGGAAAUAGUGUCGUACCGUGUGUGCUUCAUCCGAACCUUUCCUCUUCCUCCCAAAAGGCCUUUCUCCGACGUGGUUUCGUAUGUUGAAAUGCCUCGUGUGAGUGUCGCAAUGGCGUGCCUGGGCAAGUGUGAGUGUCAAGCGUGAAUGCCGCUAGUGACCGCUAGUCUGCCAUAUUUAUUGAGUGUGAGCGAUUGCGUGAGCACACAAACAAACGCACUAACAUCCCUUAUCCAGUCCCUGUCAUAAGCCAACAGUACUGUUCUCUAUCUUUUCUGGCGGUCUGUAUCAGUGUCUACUUUAUGUAGUUUUUUUUUUGCGUGUAAUACUCGUAGGAGCCAACAGUAAAUUAUUUUCUUUCACCAUAGGAUUAGUGAGCGGUCAGAGUGUACGCUGCAACGAGCGUUCGAUAACAAAUUGUAUUCUAUACUAUACAAAGAUUUUCUUGCGAACAAAUACUAACAAUUGCGUUACGACGUAGUCUGAUGAGAACCCACUCAAUCAUCGUUACGCGCGUAACGAAGUGUAUUAAUUUAUCAGAAAUAAACGAAAUAUUUUUUAAAA